This is a messenger RNA of Siniperca chuatsi (mandarin fish), 4189 nucleotides long. RefSeq names its product forkhead box F1 (gene foxf1). Gene Ontology annotation, molecular function: RNA polymerase II cis-regulatory region sequence-specific DNA binding; DNA-binding transcription factor activity, RNA polymerase II-specific. The coding region runs from base 343 to 1485 and encodes 380 amino acids. Gene Ontology annotation, biological process: regulation of transcription by RNA polymerase II; animal organ morphogenesis. The transcript has 2 exons. The record is from RefSeq and is a predicted model, not a curated record. NCBI's taxonomy places the organism in Eukaryota, Metazoa, Chordata, Actinopteri, Centrarchiformes, Sinipercidae. Gene Ontology annotation, cellular component: nucleus.
AUGCGCUGAUGGCAACAGAUAAGUAAAAAGUGAGCUCCUCGGACGCACGACAACACACCAACUGAAGUGGAAAGCGGCUCCUGUUCUGCUCCUUAUCCCAUUUCGGACGCUGCGUACAAGGCGGUACGGCUUCAGACUGCUGCAGGACUGAAUCAAAAGGAAGAAGUCAGAGUUAAGAAGACAGGCUCGCCUUUGGCUUGUGCGUUAAGUUUGCCUACGGUUCUUUUUUUUGGGGGGGGGCUCUUUAUGUCAGCGAAUUAGUAUCCAACGUUGUAGUGUUUAUAGGUGGAAAGGUGGAAAGCAAUCAUUUUCGUUUGCCAUCUCGAAGACUAAAUUUAACUAAUGACGGCAGAGGUCCAGCAGCCCCCAGCGCAGACUCCUGCCCAGAGCAGCCCGAUGUCUGCUCCGGAGAAGCCGCACGGACAGACUGCGGUGAUGGAAACCGCCUCCUCCACUACGAAAACCAAAAAGACAAACGCAGGGAUCCGCAGACCAGAGAAACCCCCAUAUUCAUACAUAGCUUUAAUAGUCAUGGCUAUCCAGAGCUCACCAACCAAGCGCCUGACGCUCAGUGAAAUUUACCAAUUCCUACAGAGCCGCUUCCCGUUUUUCAGGGGCUCAUACCAGGGAUGGAAGAACUCCGUGCGUCACAACUUGUCCCUGAACGAGUGCUUCAUCAAGCUGCCCAAGGGCCUCGGCCGGCCAGGGAAGGGCCACUACUGGACUAUCGACCCGGCUAGUGAGUUUAUGUUCGAGGAAGGCUCCUUCAGAAGGAGACCCAGGGGUUUUAGGCGCAAGUGCCAGGCGCUGAAGCCCAUGUACAGCAUGAUGAACGGCCUGGGAUUCAACCACAUCCCUGAGUCCUACAACUUCCAGGGGAGCGGCGGGGGCCUCUCCUGUCCGCCCAACAGCUUGUCUCUGGACAGUGGGAUUGGGAUGAUGAAUGGACACUUGGCAGGUAACAUGGAGGGGAUGGGUCUGUCCGGGCACACCAUGUCACAUUUGUCGGCCAACAGUGGACAUUCCUACAUGGGAAGUUGUACAGGAUCCAAUGGGAGUGAUUAUCCCCACCACGACAAUUCCGCCUCCCCUCUGCUCACCAGCGGAGGAGUCAUGGAGCCUCACCCUGUCUACUCGAGCUCUGCCUCGGCGUGGGCUCCGGCCCCCUCGGCCUCGCUGAAUAACGGGGCCUCCUACAUAAAACAGCAGCCUCUGUCUCCUUGUAACCCAGGUGCCAACCCGCUGCAGCCAAGCUUGCCCACACAUUCACUAGACCAACCUUACCUGCACCAGAACGGGCACAGCACUACAGAUUUACAAGGUAUUCCUCGGUACCAUUCACAGUCUCCAAGCAUGUGUGACCGAAAAGAGUUCGUCUUCUCGUUCAACGCCAUGACGUCCUCGGCGAUGCACUCACCGAGCAGCGGCUCGUACUACCACCACCAACAGGUCGCCUACCAGGACAUCAAGCCCUGCGUCAUGUGAUGCCUCCAAGGACAAUGUGCAGACCAGAGGACGGUGUCACACACUUGAGCCAUGCAGCAGAGUGAACAGAAAUGAGAACAAACGAGUAAAUAACCACUGAGAGACAGGGAGGCCUGCCCCGGCCCUGGAGAGUGCUCACUGCUUCAAGUAGACCGGACUACUUUUCUGUACUGUUCUACACAGCGACAAAGACAUGGAGACAGGCCAAUCACAAAGCAACCACAUAAUAAUAAUAAUAUAUAAUAAUAAAAUUAAAAAAACUUUUUCAUGCCAUCAACAUCGACCAGCGGGGUAAAGACUGGCUGUAUGAAACCCUGCUGCUGUUUGGUACUUAGUCCUGCAGAGCGGAUGACUACCACUUCACACUUUUGUUAAUGUUUAUUCUUCUUGUUAAAGUAGGCCAAUGUAAAAAUGCGCACGUCCAUUUCCUCCGUCUGCAGUUUUUACUUUUCUUUUCUUUGACAAAUUAGACUGAGGCUCUUUGGGGUUUUUUUGGAUACCAGCGUUGAAAUUUGAAAUGAACAAUUAUGGACAUCACAUAUAUAUGUCCAUGUAUACUGUGUAAAAAAUGAUGAAGGCACUUUUUGAAUAGCCUAUAAGCGCAACUUUUUAUUUAUUCUGUAUGCCUACAUAUUUUAAUUAGGCGAAUUGGCCAAGGAGAUAUAUGCUUUAUUGGCAAUAUUUGUCAGGACGCUUGUUAUUUGUUUUAAAAUGAAAAUUGAGGAUAUAUUGUAAGCACUGUUAUGUCGUUUGUGUUAGAUAUAUGUAGACCAUUACUUUCAGCACUGUAUACUGUAUUGUUAGAAAAAUUAGCAAGGGUCCAUCAAUGAGGGCUAAUCUUUAGGCUAUAUUACAACAAAUCAUUUGUAAGAAAUAAAAUAUAUCUGUCGGGCUGUUUAAGCCUAUUUCCACAAAAAACAAGACACAUUUCGAUUUCAUUACACACGCAUACUUCAUGGCAAAUGUUGUGGGACACUGCAAACAACUAUCCCACCAAAACUGUUAGUCGAUGUAGAUCUCAAGUCGGUGAUCAUUAUUACACAAUCAACCCAAAAUUGGCAGAGAGAGGUAAUUUCUGCUUUUUCCUGAAACAGCACAAUGUUUAUAAUAAUUCGACAGGAUUCGUACAUAAACGUAGACUUAACAAUUAAUUAAUCAACCAAAUUAAAAAAGGAGGGUAAACUGAGUUCAUGUGGGUUUAAUCUACUAAAUCUUUGGUGAUACUGAAGCCAAAAACGUGUAGCACAAUACGGACAUAAGGCCCACACUAUAGUACCACAGUAGUCCUACAGAAAAAUGUUAUAGGGAUAUUACCAGUGGUGUCUUGUUAUAAUGCAGUUCAUGAUUGAGGCCAAAGUCUGAAAGUUUAACCAGCGUAGCAGUCUGUUUUGGAGCAGAUCAUGUCUGUUAUUGUAAACUGACAUUAAAUGAAAAAACCUGAUUUUCAAAACAAAACAAUUAUUAAUUUACUAUAGAUCUAGAAUAAAUGGUUUUUUAGAGUCAAUCGUAUUACACCCUCUAACGAGAGUGUAAGCAGGAAUUAAGGCGUAACAAAUCAGAGGCAAAGAUCUCACAGGGUGAAAACCUGCAGCUCUACCGUUGCUCUGGUACAUUUACAGUUGUUUUGCUCUAAAGCAUUUUGUCCAAAGGAUGUGUCUGCUGAAUAGCUCAGGGGUGUCCAAGAUGCAUACAUUACAACACUACACAAAGAAUGGGCUUUAAGAAAAUAAAAAUCCCAAACUAACAAUUUUUAAAGAGAAAGGAAGAAAAAAAAAAUAUAUAUAUAUAUAGGGAUGCUGUGUGUGCGAAAGCUUUGUUUCUCCUCUUAAAAACACUCUAAACAGGGAAUAAGAUGCAACGAAACGUGCACACAAAUAAAGAAUAAGUGAAUGUCUAAACACACCAUUGAAAUACAUAUCCACUAGUUCUAUAGCAAAAUAUUACUGUAGCCACAUGAGCCAAAUUUUCCUAAAUAAUCUUCAUUGGAUUCCUUAUUAUUUGUUGAUUAUAGCAGUUGCAAAAUUCACAAUUGUUAGUUUUACCAGCUGGCUGCAUAUUAAGGCCACUGCAAGUAAUAUUAAUUUGAACGGGCACAAAUAAGAAAGUUAAGACAUCUUUAAGGAUUUUAGAUUCUUUUAGUUUCAGUUACAGAUAAGUCUGUGGUGUUAAAAUCAUAACAGGUGCUCCUAAUGUAGAAAACCAUGGUGGGCAGAAAUCUAUUUUGUGAGCAUCCACGUAGUUCACUCAGUCAGAGCAGAUAAAGUAACUGAAUUGUAAUUUAAGAUGUCUUCUCCUGAAGUUUAUUCUGUAAGUAAUGCUGUUGAGGCGAGUGCAUACAUCUGUAUUUCAGGCCGUAGCAUGCUGUGUUUUAAUAUUUGUGUAGUUUUGAAAUCUCACAACAUGACCACUGACUGAACCCCAGUAAAAUGAGCAUGCCAUGGAGCACAGAGGUAGCAGGCUCAACAGCAGUGGAACAACGCAUUAACCAACUGAUGACAUUUGCCGAGGUUCAGUGCUCUGGUGGGGCUGAGGGACUGAGAUGGAGCUCCACAGCUGUUCCCUCGCCAGGCCUGGAUGACAGCUCCAUAAAAAGCCUGAGGUCUGCUCUGUGCUGACAGACAUGCUGUGUGCUUGUGUCUCAGUACAAUCAGGACACUUGUCUGGCACUGACAGACACGAGAGUUAUCAGUUACCAGGUAAUAGU